Messenger RNA from Vigna unguiculata (cowpea), 757 nucleotides. RefSeq names its product LOB domain-containing protein 25 (gene LBD25). The record is from RefSeq and is a predicted model, not a curated record. Lineage: Eukaryota; Viridiplantae; Streptophyta; Magnoliopsida; Fabales; Fabaceae.
CAACUAACUAGGGUUCUUCCUUCAACUCUCACAUCAAAUAGUGACUUUUCCAGAAAACUCUCUCUCUCUCUCUCUCUGAGUUAGGUGCCACACUUUUUCACACCCAAAUAUUAAAGAAUUAACAGAUCUUCAAACACCAAAGUCUGCACCCACAUUUAAGGUAAGUGAAAAGAUCAUGGCUUCUUCAAGCUACUCCAAUUCUCCAUGUGCAGCGUGCAAGUUUCUGAGGAGAAAGUGCAUGCCAGAUUGCAUAUUCGCCCCAUAUUUUCCUCCAGAGGAGCCUCAGAAGUUUGCAAAUGUGCACAAGAUUUUUGGUGCAAGCAACGUGAGCAAGAUUCUGAACGAGGUGCAACCCUAUCAGAGAGAGGAUGCUGUGAAUUCUCUGGCAUAUGAAGCAGAAGCAAGGAUCAAAGAUCCUGUGUAUGGUUGUGUUGGUGCCAUUUCAGUGCUCCAAAGACAGGUUCUUAAGCUCCAAAAGGAACUUGAUGCUACAAAUGCUGAUUUGAUGAUGAUGGUGCCAAAUAGUAGUAGCAGUAGUAGCAGUGCUCAUCUUCACCAUGGAGGAAGAAACAAGAUGAGUAGUGAUGAUGAUGGUGGUGGUGAUGGUGGUGGUUCUUCACAUGGUUUAAGCUUCUAUUAUUCUUCUUCUGCUAAUUGGAACAAUGAUCCUUCUGAAAAUGGCUUCCCCAGAGGAGAUUUAUAAGAAGAUAUAUAGUGUGUGGUUAAUUCUCAACCCUCUAUGCAUCAAUUAUUAUAC